Molecule: messenger RNA, 981 nt
Organism: Opisthocomus hoazin
Lineage: Eukaryota; Metazoa; Chordata; Aves; Opisthocomiformes; Opisthocomidae
Gene: GPR174
Product: G protein-coupled receptor 174
Biological process (GO): phospholipase C-activating G protein-coupled receptor signaling pathway; positive regulation of Rho protein signal transduction
Cellular component (GO): plasma membrane
Molecular function (GO): G protein-coupled receptor activity
Source: RefSeq, a predicted model, not a curated record
AUGACGAACAGCUCGACCUGCACCGAAACAGACCUCAAGCCCUACUACGCCAUUACGUACACCUUCAUCCUGAUCCCUGGACUAAUAGGAAACACGUUAGCUUUGUGGGUCUUCUACGGGUACAUGAAAGAGACUAAAAGGGCCGUAAUAUUUAUGAUCAAUUUAGCCAUUGCCGACUUGUCGCAGGUUUUGUCCUUGCCCCUGAGGAUUUUCUACUACUUGACCGGGACGUGGGAAUUUGGAGGAGGCCUCUGCAUGCUCUGCUUCUACCUGAAGUACGUCAAUAUGUACGCAAGCAUCUACUUCUUGGUCUGCAUCAGCGUAAGACGGUAUUUGUUUCUUAUGUACCCAUUCAAAUUCAACGACUGCAAGCGCAUCUGUGAUGUGUAUAUCAGCAUCGUUGGGUGGGUCGUGGUCUGCGUCGGCUGUUUGCCCUUCCCACUGCUCAGACUUCACCAGGAUACCAAAAACACGUGUUUUGUGGAUCUCCCCGUAAAGGACGUGGAGCUCCCCACCUCCAUCGCAAUGAUGACGAUCGGCGAAUUGGUGGGGUUCGUCACACCCCUACUCAUCAUCCUAUACUGCUCGUGGAAGACUAUCUUAUCACUAAAAGAAAAAAAUUCCGCUUCACAUGACCUCGGAGAGAAAAAAAAGGCCUUAAAGAUGAUUCUCACCUGCGCUCUGGUAUUUCUGAUUUGCUUUGCACCUUACCACAUCAGCUUUCCGCUAGAUUUCUUUGUCAAAACCAAAAAGAUUAAAAACGGGUGCGUCCAAAAGGUGAUUUCAGUGUUCCACGUCGUCGCUCUGUGCCUUGCCAGCUUGAACUCCUGCGUGGACCCGGUCAUCUACUACUUCACUACAGACGAGUUCAGGAGACGCCUUUCCAGGCAGGAUCUGCAAGACAGCAUCCAGCUCCACAGCCUCAGUUACGCGAGGAAGCACUCCAGAGACGUGCUCAGCCAGAACGCCAUGGACUGCUAG